UGUACACAUUGCUAACCAUGCGAACAAUAUCAAUAUGAAAUAGACUUGCCUGGUUUAUAGGUUGGCCAGGGCUACGGAUAUGUAUUGUAUUUUGCCAUCGGAAUGUUUCUAUAAAAUGCUUCUUCCCCUUCCGUUUGGAUCCGUCAAUGUUUACAAACACGGAACUGUUUAAUAACUGUAAUUUGACACACGCUCCGUAUUCAUAUCGUUUAUUUUAUGGAGAUGAAUAAUUUGAACAGACCUAGAUCUAGAUGUUUCAAUAGGAAUGUGAAAUGUUUUGGAGUUUUUGUAAGUGUAAGUUUAAUUUGUUUAUGGAUGUAUUUGCAACCACAUAGGCUGUCUGAAAGAGAACUUAAACCAUGCAAAUUACAGACUCUGGAUCCGUGGGACAGCUCUCUUAAGCCUUACUUUGUUACACCUCCGCCGCUGAAGUGCUCGAACAGGGAACAGUUGAUGUUCAUGAACAAGGAUGGGUAUUUACUAUUCAAUAACACAGUGUUAGAGAAGUAUAAAUUGGCAAACAAAUCUCUCAGCUGUGUGUACAGCCCUUUGAAGCGGGAUGGCGGAGAUAAACGAGUAGGGUUCGAAGGGGAAGUGAAUUUUAUGGCGCCAGCGUUCAUUAAACGUCACGUAUUUCGCGUAAGCUGUUCAAACGCAACUAAACAUUUGGUAUAUGAUUAUCUUCACUUUAACCCAGUUUGGAAUGAAGACGCCAGAAGUGCUAACCAAAUAGAAAAUGAAAGUGAAAAUAGGCUCAGUGUUAUAAUAUUUGGAAUAGACUCGGUUUCGCGGUCACAUGCGUUACGGAAUCUUCCGAAAUCUUACAAAUUUCUUCUGGAUGAAUUCGACGCUUAUGACUUCGAAGGUUACAGCAAAGUUGGUGAAAACACAUGGCCUAAUUUUGUACCACUUUUAACAGGCCAGUCUCACAAAAGUUUCCCAUUAAUUCAGCAUUUUGGAAAACAUAUAGAUUCCAUGCCUUUUGUUUGGAACGAGAAAGUCGUGCAGCAUUUUGCUACAUUCUUAUCGGAAGAUCGACCAGAAAUUUCAGCAUUUAGUUAUGGUAAAGGUGGAUUUAAGCAUCAACCUACAGAUUAUUAUUUUCGCCCAUAUACGUUAGGGAUGCAUGAAUUCGAGCCAAAAGUGAUUGAUUUCUUAGGAAAAGCAUCUUGGGAUUGUUACGGUGUGAAUAAUUAUUUUGAUAUAGAAAUUGAGUAUUUAAAGGGCUUUCUAAGAAGAUACCAAAGCAAGCGAAAGUAUGUUUUAUUCUGGAACAAUCAGGUCAGUCAUGAAGAGUUCACAACACUGAGUCGAGGGGACCAGCCCUUCCUUGAAUUUCUAACUUGGUUGAAGAACACGAAACAAACCGAAAAUGCAAUAUUUAUCGUUCUGAGUGACCAUGGCUACCGUAUAGGCGGGGCUUCGUUGACUCACGUGGGGAGAGCUGAAAAUAACAAACCGUGGCUUAUGGUUCACGUGCCAAAAUUUCUAAAGGAAAAGUACAAGUGGUUACAUGGAACGUUGACUAUUAAUACUAAGAGACUUGUUUCUCCAUAUGACAUAUACCAAACCAUGUCUGAUUUAGUUCAUGGAGUGGCAUUCAAAAGACAAACAAUGAGAUCGGUGGAAAAACAUAUUGUAAGAAGGAAUAUUUUCAUUCAGAUUCCAGAAGAUCGAACUUGUGCUGAUGCUGGCACUGAAGGAAUAUACUGCACUUGUCAAGAUAAAUUGAACGUGUCUACCACCGCAGAACACGUGGAAUCUAUGGCGGAGUUCCUCGUUAGUGAAGUUAAUAAGAUUUUGUCACAAAAUCAAGAUGUCUGUUUUAGAUUAUCCCUCCAUAUUGUGAACGAAGCAUCGGUGUCAUUUUCGAAUAGCGAUGAAGAUACCCAAGGUAGAAUACCAAAUGUAAAUGCACAAAAACCCGGAUUUUUAAGUUCACUAUUUUCCAGCACGAAACCGGACACCACUGGUCGUUAUUUUAUUUUGUUCCAUACGAUUCCUGGGUACGCUUAUUUCGAAGGAACUGUUGACUUUUUACAGUAUGGACCUGAUGGGAAUAAAAAUCAAAUGACAAUGAUUGGUGAACCAUCCCGACUAGACAGGUAUGGUAACCAAUCAUAUUGCGUGCAGGAUAUCAACUUAAAACCAUACUGCUAUUGUAAGAAUUACAAAAAAGUAUCAUGAUUCAAAAUACAUGUCUGAAUUAUUCAUUUUUUUAUAUAUUCAUAUAUUAUGAAUUAUAGUGAAUACUAUUAAUACUAAAAAUGGAAAUUUUUGAUAGACACUGUAAGUGAAGAAGUGGUUUUUAAAUAGGAACAAAUGUGAUGCAUUUGUGACAUUUGAUUUCACCUUAUAUUCGUAUUCAUUCAAAGUUACUGAAUCUGGAAAACCAAGAAGUCAAUGUUGCUUCUAGACGACUCAUAAACUCUGAACAAGUCACAGCAAGUUGAUAUGGAAGAGUUCAGCUAUAAAUGAGUAUUUUAACUAGACAGUAUUAUGUUUUUUUUCUUUUAACACAUUUCAUUUUCAGGUUAUAGAAAUAUGCUCAAUUAUUUUUAA
Mercenaria mercenaria is the source of this 2562-nucleotide messenger RNA. RefSeq lists its product as uncharacterized. The transcript has a single exon. Lineage: Eukaryota; Metazoa; Mollusca; Bivalvia; Venerida; Veneridae. The record is from RefSeq and is a predicted model, not a curated record. Bases 217 to 2187 code for a protein of 656 amino acids.